GGAAUGGAAGUGAUUAGUAUCAGCACAGAGGUCCAAUACAGCAGACUAAAAUUAAAAACGGAUUCACAAUUUACUAAACGAAAAUGUUCAAAACACCAUUGGGGCGAUUGGCAAUAAGUUGUCUUCUAUUUACCUUUUGUGUGAUAAAACUAAGCCAAUGUGGAGUGAUAAAUACCCCAGUUAUCAGUGACGAUGCCAAAGAGGAUUUCGAACGUGAGGCCCGUCUCGAAACCGAAGAGUUUUUGAAUAACAUAUUUACAGCCCAAAUCGAGUUCUUCAAUAAACUAAAACAAUCCUUGAAGUCAGACACAAAACGUUACAAAGAUUUCGAAUUGCUUGUGGAGAGGCUGGAAUUGACCAAACAGGAGAAAGAGCUGGAGAAAAAGGAUGUUAUGUACUGGGAAACUUUUCAACAGUUCAAUAAGUCACCUUUGCUUCUUAACGAACCUACGGAAACGGGCAUGAGUGAUGAGGAAUAUCAAAAGGCUUUGACUGAUAAUGGUUUUAAAGAACUAUUGAAAAACUUCUUUGCUGAUGUGGCAGUGUAUUUUUGGAAAAUGGCCAAAGCCAGUGGUAAAGUAGUUGAAACCGCCAUGGAUGAAUAUCUAGAGCAAAUGCAAAAAUCCAAGAGUCUGAUUUAGGCUAUAAAUAAGAAUGGUAUUAAUUUUAUAUGUGUAUAAAUUAAAUAUAGAUGUAAAUAGAUUUAAGUUUACUUUAUGGAAAAAUAUAAUUACGUAAGUAAAUUUAAUUUAAACAAAUAA
Stomoxys calcitrans (stable fly) is the source of this 761-nucleotide messenger RNA. RefSeq lists its product as uncharacterized. The transcript is spliced from 3 exons. The record is from RefSeq and is a predicted model, not a curated record. Bases 84 to 641 code for a protein of 185 amino acids. NCBI's taxonomy places the organism in Eukaryota, Metazoa, Arthropoda, Insecta, Diptera, Muscidae.